AUGCCGAAAGAUGUGUGGCCUUCGGACGCUGGAGCCUUGUCAAUCACAGUGAUCGAUCUCAACGCGAUGCUGUCACUUCGGCGAAAAUUGCUCGCGGAUGACGGCGGGAAGGCUCUGCCAUACUUGAAUCGAAAUUUUGAACUGGCUGUCUGGAAACUGAAUACCUCUACAUUCACAUGGGAGCGAAAGCCAUAUCCAGCAGGUAUGAAUAGAGAUACAGCAGUGAAGACAAGCGAAGGAGUCGUGCUUGGCUCGACUACUUCAUUCUCCACGUAUGCUGUGCGAGUGACGCCAGCGGGAUUUGCUCCUGCACCUGCAACAGCUCCUGCAUCUUCCCGCGUGGCGACGAAUACGUCUGCCACUGAAAUUUCAGUGGAAAAUGUGAUGACUACGCCUGCUGGUGUAUCUGCCCCUUCGCCUGUUGCAGUUACAUCAAAAGAAUUUUCCUGUAGCUCUAAUGCAUAUUGCGUUGGAGGGAUUGCGGGCGGAGGCGGAGCUGUUUGUGCGCUGAUGUGCAUAGCCCUCGUAUACAGGAGGAGGAAAAGGCAGUUGCCAGUGGAGGGAUCUAAAGGUGGACGAGACUUCGAUGCCAACAAAGAUGAAAUGGACACUGGCAUUCAAGAACUGAGGAACAAGAUCGAUGCUGAUGAUGGCGAGGACAUUCUCCUGUCACUUCAAGAGCUUGAACUGGAACAAGAUCAGAAGAAAGAAAAGCUUGCGAAGACAGCUAUUGAGAGAGAUUUGCUGGAAGAGAUCAGAAAUCCUUUCUUCUACUCGCUGUAUGUGAAUAUGGACCAGCAGAUUUUGGAAGAAGAGUCGAACAUGACAUCAGGACAAGCAAAAAUAGACUCAAUCAUUCAAGAAGCGCACAACAAAGUUGGGAAGGGAUCAAAAGUUACAUUCCAUUUUCAAAAUCAAACUACAGAGCCUUUUCAGCUCUCAGCUGAUAAGUUGCAGAAUGGCUUAAGAAAUUCUGGAAUCUGUGCGGAAAAUCAAAAAGAACUCAAGAAGUACAUCAUCGGGUAUGAUGCUCCGAGCAUGAAGGAUUUCGUAGACAAGAAAUUGGCCAAGACGGGGGUGCAAUCCAAGGAAGUUCUCGUUCUAAAGGAGGAAAUCGCAGAAAUGCAGGAUGCCAAGCAAAAGAGGGAUACUGAGUCAGCAGUGGCGUUAAUCCUCGAACGAAAGAAAAUACGAUUAGAAGAGCAGGAAAAGAGGAUGCAGGAACAAGCAAAUCAGGAUCGUUUGUUGCAAGAAUUGGCAAAUUCAGAAAAAUCUUUGGAAAAGAGCGCAAGAACAAGUCGGAAUUUCUUUUCGUUCGCUAAGAGGUCGAGAUCUCCUUCAAACCGUAGUCCAGCUGCGACAAAAGAGACAGAGACGCAGGAAAUUUCACCUGCGGAGGUAGCGAAAUAUGAAUCAGAAAAUGAAACAUCACUGGAAUUACCAAGACAUCCCCGACACGAUGAACUUGCAAAUCGUCUUGCUGAGCUUGAGCGCUUGAAACAACAAUUGCUCGAAGCAGGUUUUGAUGUUACGAAUGUGGAUGCAUGGAUUAGAAAAUUGCAUGAUCUUCUAUUAAGCGGAAGGGAGAUAAGCGAAGGAGAGCUUGAAGAUUUGAAGGCUGUACCGAUGAAUUCAAAAUGGUUCGAUGGAGAGCUUGGACUAUGGCGCGAAUUAUAUCAUGCUGGGAGAUUGCAGCCUAUUCAGAUUCAGGCUCUUGAAGAUAUAGAAUUUUGUUGGAACGAAGAAGUUGCUCAAUCGGCGAUCUCGCGAGCAGCUGGGACUGUUUACAGAAAGAUUGAAAUAAGCGACACCCUCAGCGCUGUGGCAGACCUUGGCUUUCCAUCGGGAGUGCGGGAUCAUGAUCCGCGCGUUCCAUUCUGGAACACUUUGAUUUCAGCCGUCAGUGCUGUGAUUCCUCCAAGCAGCGUCGAAGGAGAUCUUGGAUUCGUUGAGAACAGAGAUCAAAAGUUUCUCUUAGCGAAUGAUGAAGCUGGAAGCGAUGAAGGAGAAGCAAGUUAUCAGAAUGCCUUCAUUCAUACGUAA
This is a messenger RNA of Guillardia theta CCMP2712, 2043 nucleotides long. RefSeq lists its product as hypothetical. Lineage: Eukaryota; Cryptophyceae; Pyrenomonadales; Geminigeraceae. The transcript has 33 exons. The record is from RefSeq and is a predicted model, not a curated record. The coding region runs from base 1 to 2043 and encodes 680 amino acids.